Closterium sp. NIES-67 is the source of this 6454-nucleotide messenger RNA. Lineage: Eukaryota; Viridiplantae; Streptophyta; Zygnematophyceae; Desmidiales; Closteriaceae. The record is from the annotation of a GenBank genome assembly.
ACAAAAAUGUGGAUCUCUCCUAUAUUGUAGGUAUAGUUGUUCGUAUAGCAAGGCUACUCCGUAGCAGACGUACCUAUGCCAUACCUACUGUAUACCUACUCCGUAUUUCUGAUCCUGGAAUUUUGAGAUGCAGAACCAUCUUUGGCCUUAGCAAAUCAGAACCAUAUUUCGAAAUAGUAUCUUCGAACCCUCUUGCCUUGAAGUCUGGAGUCAUCUUUCUUUGCACCGUGCAGCUGAGCAUCCGAUGGGUAACCGCAGUGGAAGCACUACAGUAGGAUGGCCGGCGGCGCCGCUCAGCGCUUCGCAUGCACUGCCUGUGGACCCAUGUCUGAUCGACUCCGCAACACUGCACUUGCGGCCGGCAGCGCGGCGGUCGCGGGCGAACGGGUGGUUGGCGAGAGCGGCGGUGUUGACGCUGAUGGUGGCGCGCUGCUGCACUCUACUACUAGCAGCGGCUGCACCCGUGCUGGACCCUGACAUGGGCGUGCUGGAGAUGCUGGCAACUGCGUGGAGCGGUGUACCAGGCAAAGACACGUGGAUAAGGGGUAGUGACUGCGACAGCAUGAAGAUUGUCAACUGCGACGUGGACGGCCACGUCAUUGCGAUCGACACAUUCGGCAGCAAGAUAGCGGCGUCCAUUCCUGAAGGCAUCAGCGACUUGAAGCACCUGACGAAUCUGGCCCUCUCGUACAGUGGACUGACAGGCUCCCUGCCUGCUGCUCUCUUUGCCCUGCCCAGCCUCAAGUACCUUUAUCUCUCCUACAACGAGCUCUCAGGCAGCAUCCCCGCCACAGUGGGAGAUGCUAAAGUCCUCCUGUACCUAACUCUUUCUUACAACCAGCUCAGUGGCUCCCUACCUUCCUCCCUAGGCAGCCUGUCUUCACUCACCCGCCUUUUUAUGACCCACAAUGCCUUCUCCGGCUCCAUCCCAGAGAAUCUGAGCAAUCUGUUGAAGCUUCAAGUCCUGGGCUUGGAUCACAACACCUUCACGGGUUGCAUCCCUGCAUCUGUCAGCAGCCUAAGUCGAAUGAGACAUCUUUAUCUGUCUGAGAAUGAGUUCACAGGGCCGAUACCCAGCUCCCUAGGAACUAUGAUGAACCUUUGGACUUUGUACUUGAGAGGCAACCACUUGACUGGACCGAUUCCAGCAUCGCUGGGCAACUGCUCUAAUCUGGAUGCAUUGGAUGUGGGUGAGAACGACAUCUCGGGAACCAUCCCUGCUACCCUUGGCAACCUGCGUAACGUGAUGGACCUAAGUUUGGACUCCAACCAGCUGACCGGCACCCUCCCUUCCUCCCUGGCAAACCUCUGUUGGCUCACCUACCUCACGUUGGACCACAACAGUUUGUCUGGAUCCAUCCCUGCCUCUCUCGGCAACAUCACUGGAAUCGAGACCCUCCUCCUCCACUACAAUCAGUUCACAGGGCAGAUACCGGAGUCCCUAGGCGAUCUAUCCAACCUCCGAGUUUUGUCACUUAAAGCCAAUUUCUUGACCGGAAGUAUUCCAUAUACAAUGGGGAAUUUUGCUUCUAUGACUUCCUUGGAUUUGAGUGUGAACAACAUUGCGGGAACCAUCCCGGCCACCAUUGGCAACCUCCAAGCCUUGAAGUACCUAUAUUUGGACUCCAAUGCACUAAGCAGCAACAUACCUUCCUCCUUGGGCACCCUCUCUGAGCUCAUCCACCUCCGCUUGAACGACAAUCAGCUCACAGGGCAGAUUCCUGAGUCGCUGGGCGAUUUGAACAGCCUUCAAUCGCUACAUUUGAACUCCAACCGGUUGAGCGGCACCCUCCCUUCCUCCCUGGGCAAUCUUUAUAACCUCAUCCAUCUCCUACUAAACGACAAUCAGCUCACAGGGCAGAUACCCGAGUCGUUAGGCAAUCUGUGGUAUCUUGAAUCGCUAUUUCUUUACUCCAACCAGCUAAGUGGCACCCUCCCUUCCUCCCUGAGCAACCACUAUUGGCUCGUUCAACUCCACAUAUCACACAAUCAGUUCACAGGGAAUGUACCUGCGUCCCUGGGCUAUCUGACUGACCUUCAAGCAGUAUCAGCGAACAACAACUACUUGACUGGACCUUUACCAACUACACUGGGGAAAUUGGCAUCCCUUACUUCCUUGGAUUUGAGCAUGAACAUCAUAACAGGAGCCAUCCCAACCACCUUUGGAAACCUGCAAGCAAUGAAGUACCUAGACCUGCGUUCCAACCAGCUCAGUGGCUACCUCCCUUCCUCCCUGGCCAACCUCUCUGCUCUCGAAAAUCUCUUUCUCCAAUACAACCAGCUCACAGGGCAGAUACCCGAGUCCCUUGGCAAUCUGACCAAGCUUGAAGUGCUGUCAGCAAAACGCAACUACUUUACCGGACCUCUACCACCUACAAUGGGGAAGUGGUCGUCCAUGACGUUGCUGGAUGUGGGACUAAAUUACUUCUCAGGGACCAUCCCGGCCACCAUUGGCAACCUCCCAGCCAUGAAGUACCUUUAUAUGAACUCAAACCAGCUCAGCGGCUCCCUCCCUUCCUCCUUGGGCAACCUCUCUGCGCUCAACCACCUAUAUCUGAACUCCAACAUGCUGAACGGCACCCUUCCUUCCUCCCUAGGCAACCUCUCUGCGCUCAAUCAGCUCCUACUCCACUACAAUCAGUUCACAGGGCAGAUACCUGACUCCCUAGGAAAUCUGGCCAACCUGGAAGCGAUAUCAGCAAGGUCAAAUCGUUUGACCGGACCUUUACCACCUUCACUGGGGACAUGGUCGUCCGUGUACUACUUGGAUUUGAGUGCGAACAGCAUCACAGGGCCCAUCCCAGACACCAUUGGCAACCUCCAAGCCUUGAAGUACCUAUAUUUCUACGCCAACCAGUUGAGCGGCUCCCUCCCUUCCACCCUGGGCAACCUCUCUGUGCUCAUCCACCUCCUCGUUAACAACAAUCAGCUCACAGGGCAGAUGCCUCAGUCCUUAGCCGAUUUGGCCAACCUUGAAGCACUGGAUGUGAGUGUGAACAACAUCGUUGGGACAAUCCCAGUCAACAUUGCCAACCUCAAAUCCUUGAAGUACCUCAUCCUGGGAUACAACCAGCUGGUGGGGAUGCUACCCUCUCUGGCGCUCAUGCCCUCCCUCAAAUUCGUGGUUGCAGGCUACAACUUCCUCACCGCUGCAGCGGAAGACCCUCCAGCAUGCCCCACGUACCAGCUGGUGCUGCAAUUCAACUGCUUCCCGAAUAAUCUGACCAUUUGCAGCAGCCAGCAAACCCAGAAGAAUGCCACCUGGUGCCAGUCGUUCUGUGGGAACGAGCCACAAAAUUCUCCUUGUAGCGGCCAUGGAGUGUGCUCUUACCAGCCACCAAGCACCGAUGCCAAGUGUGCUUGUGACUAUGGGUAUACGGAUGGGACUGCUAAUGGCACAUGUGUCCCACAACAAGGGCCGUACAUCCCCCCGCACCUCUCCUCCUACUCGCACCCAAUGGCUCUCUUCCAGUCGGCCUCCUCUGCUCCCAACGGCUCCAUCUUCCUCUCCUCUGCGCCAUCCACUGCAUCAUGGGGAGCAGCCUUCACACAGCAGCCCAUCGCCCUCUUCCUCCCCACCACCCGCAAGGCGCCCUGCGACCAGCCCAUUGCCUUCUCCGUUUCAUUUGCAUUUCGGAUGACUCCUGCUGCUGCCAGUGCAGGCAGCACCGCAGGGGAGGGCCUGGCAUUCGUGGUGACUUCAGCUGCACCGCAGGGGGCUGCAGCGAGUGUGGGGCUGGGAGGGGUGGGGCGGCGGAGUGUGGGGGUGGAGUUUGACUCGGUGCUGAGUGUGAAGCACAGCGACCCCAACGACAACCACGUGGGCGUCAAUGUGGGCGGCUCACCUGUGUCCCUCGCCUCUGCCACGGCCCCUCUCAUCCUCAACGACGCCCAAACCAAGCACGCCUGGAUCCACUACGACCCAUACGCAGGUGGCACUCUCCAAGUCUUCCUCUCAGCCUCCAAACAGCAGCCCUUAAAGCCUCUGCUGACGGCAAGAGUGUCACUGUGCGGCGCGCUCAAGCCCACCAUGGGCGAUGCCUCCUUCCUCUUUGGCUUCGUGGCUGCCACUAACAGCACACAGAGGCACGACAUACUCUGGUGGAACAUUGAGGCAGGCAAAGCAGCUACGGUGAACUGGCAGAGUCAGAAUCCUGGUAGUGCAUUCGGGAGGGUGGCAUCAAACGAAGAGGUGGCAGCAAGCAGCGAGAUUCUGCCCUCUUCUUUCCACUAUGCCAGCAUUGCCUUCCAUUCCAAUGCGGAUGGGCUGCCUUUUUGGAAUCCUCCUUCCUUUGCCUCGUGGAUGCGACCUGAGUCAAGUUGGCCCGUGAAGAACCAGCAUGGAUGUGCCGACUCCUCGGCGUACGCAGUGGUGGCAGCGGUGGAGGCAGCCUACAGCAUCAUGGGCAACUUGUUCCAACCCCCCCGGCUGUCUGUGGAGGCUCUGCGCAUGGCCCUCUCAUCCAACUGCGACGACAUGUCUCCCCGCGAUGUGCUGGCCUUCCUGGCAGCUGCCACGCGCAAGGGAGGUGGGCUCGUGGAUGAGGCAGCAGCAGCGGGCGCCAGUCAACGCAGCAUGGCGUCCGCGGGCCGGCGAGAGAGGCUGCAGAAGACCAAGUACUACGGGAUUCAGGGGUUUGAGGAGACCCCGUUUGGCGGGUGGCUGGGACUGCUGCUGGCAGUUCAGCGGCAGCCAGUGGUUGUGAGAAUAGAGGCAUCCGCACCUUCCUUCCUCAACUAUGAUGGGACACUCAAAUAUGCAGAUGCCAGCUGCUUCCAGAAUGGAGUGAACCACGCCGUUCUGGUGGUGGGAUUUGGUGUGGGGGGUAACAUGUCCAGCCCCUUCAGCCUGCCGGUGCCACUCUGGGUCAUCCGCAACUCGUGGGGCAGCGAAUGGGGGGCUGCGGGGCACAUGUUCAUGGACAUGCAGAGCGGCCCUGGCAUCUGCGGCAUCAACACACUGCCUGGCAUUUUUCCGGUUGUUAGGGCUGCUGCUGACCCGUGUGGCAGCAAGUCUGUGAAGCUGGCAGCAUCAGCGGGAGUGGCAUCAAGCAACGCGCUCAACCCGUGUGGGCAGUUCAAGUGCUCCAAGGCCGGAUCAUCCAAUCGCUGUGCCUGUGCUUCUACCCACUUUGUGGAGGCCUCUCACCCCGACGGCUCAAAAACAUGCGCCUAUGUGGACGCCUGUGGGCUGGCAGGCAGCAACCCGUGUGUGGUGGGCACGUGUGUGAACGAUGGCAGGGGCAGCUACUCCUGUGUGUGUCCCCCGGGGUUCAUCCAAGGCACCACCGCGACGGGAACCCUCUCCUGCGCUCCUGGUGACAGCAAGGGCAGCUACACGGUACUUGGCAGCAAUGUGCGGUGCUUUCACUUGCUGCCUGUACUUGGCCUCACGCUGGACCAACUCAAGCAGCAGAACAAGAAGCUUCCUGCACCAAGCCCAUCCCAGUGAACUCCAAGCUGAUUGUGAAGCUUCCUGUGCCCUUCCACCUGCUCUCUCUACUAUACCAUGCAACCUGGUGACGGCUGUGCAUCAGUGCAGCCUCUUUAACCUGACCGAGGGGUGCCCCGUGGAGGGCGAGGCAUGCGGGGAGGCGGUGGUGGGGCUCAACCCCUGGGCUGGACUGUGCAGCGCUCACGGGCAGCCAGGCCGUGUGUGUGGAGAGGGAGGAGAGCAAGGCGGGGGUGGUGGCAGUGUGUGAGCAGCAGUACGAGGUGCAGGGCAGUGGCGGCUGCGAUGCUGCAAGGAUGGCCGUGGAUCCACCUCUGAGCCCCUUGGAGUUCCACCGCCUCAACCCCGGCAUCAACUGCAACACCCGCCUGCCGACUGCAUCGAUAGAGCGCUACUCAGAGCGCAAGGUGUGCAUUCGCAGCAACAUCAGGUUCAAGACAGGCACAUGCCCAGGGGGCACCUACACCAUUUCUGCUGGCGACAGCUGUGCAAUGAUUUAUGUGAAGGGGUUUGCCAGCAUCAAGGGCUGCUACAGGAAGAUGAAUGGAUUUGAGUGCCUGGAGAAGUUGCCCGUUGGGACAACUGUAUGCACCCCUGUUGCUUCUAGUGCAAGAAUUGGGACAUGCAUUGGGGAAUAGUGAUGCUCUAGGUGUAUGGUUUGCCUGGUUUCCAUUAUGAGGGCGUUUGGAAUAUGAAUGUGAGGCCAACCUGCCUCUGAUUUCCCAGAGAUCUUGGAGGGAUCGAGUCUGUUUUGACAGCCAAGUUAGAUUUUCAGGAAUGCCUGCCAUGACAACCAUCUGCACCCACGAUGCCAUUAGUGCCUGAGUGGUGAUUUUCUCAGCCGGGGCAUAAAAAUGCAGCACCUCCAAUCAGGGUCUCAGAUUCGUUUUAGGGAGGUUGAUUGGUCAGGCCUACCCUUCUGAGAACGCAUUCUUGUCAGGGUAGUUUCCAUUUUUCGGCCUGAAAUUUCAGGCUGAUUUUUUUUUAAAUGCCGACGAAUCA